Messenger RNA from Mustela lutreola (European mink), 3148 nucleotides. RefSeq names its product folliculin (gene FLCN). Gene Ontology annotation, molecular function: GTPase activator activity. The record is from RefSeq and is a predicted model, not a curated record. Gene Ontology annotation, biological process: negative regulation of transcription by RNA polymerase II; positive regulation of transforming growth factor beta receptor signaling pathway; positive regulation of TORC1 signaling. Lineage: Eukaryota; Metazoa; Chordata; Mammalia; Carnivora; Mustelidae. The coding region runs from base 325 to 2064 and encodes 579 amino acids. Gene Ontology annotation, cellular component: cytosol. The transcript has 13 exons.
CAGGCUGGCGUCCCGGCGGGGCUGGGCGCCCGGGGAACGACAGGCUCGAGGAGGACACGCUUGGCGAGUCCUGUGAGGAAGACGCUGUCAGUUGCGCCGCGGCCGGAGCGCUGGAGCCGGGCUCUGAGCUCUCCCCGCAGGGAACUUCAUGAACAGAAAUCCAGGUGAAGCUGGUAGAAAUAUUGGAGCCACCGCGGUGUGAAUGGGUUUGAGUUGGAAGUCAUCCCCUGUGGAACGUUUUACCUUGGACUUGCUGGGUUGCAGCUGCUGACCUAAUGAGACUCCCCUGAAGAAGACUAGGCCUCCUGCUGUCUCCAGGACACCAUGAAUGCCAUUGUCGCUCUCUGUCACUUCUGUGAGCUCCACGGCCCCCGCACUCUCUUUUGCACGGAAGUUCUGCACGCCCCGCUUCCUCAGGGGGCUGGGAAUGGGGACAGCCCUGGCCAGGGGGAGCAGGCCGAGGAGGAGGAAGGUGGCAUUCAAAUGAGCAGUCGGAUCCGCGCUCACAGUCCCGCGGAAGGGGCCAGCGCAGAGUCCAGCAGCCCAGGACCCAAAAAGUCAGACAUGUGUGAGGGCUGCCGGUCCCUUGCUGCCGGACAUCCUGGGUAUAUCAGCCAUGAUAAAGAGACCUCGAUUAAAUAUGUCAGUCACCAGCACCCCAACCACCCCCAGCUCUUCAGCAUUGUCCGCCAGGCCUGCGUGCGGAGCCUGAGCUGUGAGGUCUGCCCUGGCCGGGAAGGCCCCAUCUUCUUUGGGGACGAGCAGCAUGGUUUCGUGUUCAGCCACACUUUCUUCAUCAAGGACAGCCUGGCCAGGGGCUUCCAGCGCUGGUACAGCAUCAUCGCCAUCAUGAUGGACCGGAUUUACCUCAUCAACUCCUGGCCCUUCCUGCUUGGGAAGAUCCGAGGGAUCAUUGAUGAGCUGCAGGGCAAGGCGCUCAAGGUGUUUGAGGCAGAGCAGUUUGGCUGCCCACAGCGCGCCCAGAGGAUGAACACGGCCUUCACGCCCUUCCUGCACCAGCGCAACGGCAACGCGGCCCGUUCGCUGACAUCCCUGACAAGCGAUGACAACUUGUGGGCAUGCCUUCACACCUCCUUUGCUUGGCUCCUGAAGGCGUGCGGCAGCCGGCUGACUGAGAAGCUCCUAGAGGGCGCGCCCACUGAGGAUACCUUGGUCCAGAUGGAGAAGCUUGCAGACUUGGAAGAGGAAUCUGAAAGCUGGGACAACUCUGAGGCUGAAGAGGAGGAGAAAGCCCCUGUCCUGUCAGAGGGUGCUGAAGGGCGGGAGCUGACCAAGUGCCCGACAGAUUCGUCCUUGCUCUCGGACUGUGGAAACUGGCAGCCCCGGAAGUUGUCCGUCUUUAAGUCCCUUCGGCAUAUGAGGCAGGUUCUGGGUGCCCAGUCUUUUCGCAUGUUGGCCUGGCAUGUUCUCAUGGGGAAUCAAGUGAUAUGGAAAAGCAGAGACGCAGACCUUGUCCAGUCAGCUUUUGAGGUUCUUCGGACGAUGCUGCCAGUGGGCUGUGUCCGCGUCAUCCCUUAUAGCAACCAGUACGAGGAGGCCUACCGCUGCAACUUCCUGGGGCUCAGCCCUCACGUGCAGAUCCCCGCCCACGUGCUGUCCUCAGAGUUCGCUGUCGUCGUCGAGGCCCACACAGCCCCCCGGUCUGGCCUCCACCCAGCUGGCUGCGAGGGGGACCAGUCCCUCAGCAAGUACGAGUUUGUUGUGACCAGUGGAAGUCCCGUAGCUGCGGACCGAGUUGGCCCCACCAUCCUGAAUAAGAUGGAAGCCGCUUUGACCAACCAGAACCUGUCUGUGGGCGUGGUGGACCAGUGCCUUGUCUGCCUCAAGGAGGAGUGGAUGAACAAAGUGAAGGUCCUUUUCAAAUUCACCAAGGUGGACAGUCGACCCAAAGAGGAUACGCAGAAGCUCCUGACUAUUCUCGGAGCAUCUGAGGAAGACAAUGUCAAGCUGCUUAAGUUCUGGAUGACGGGCCUGAGCAAAACCUACAAGUCGCACCUCAUGUCCACAGUCCGCAGCCCCACAGCCUCAGAGCCUCGUAAUUGACCCCACGGUGCGAAUCUGAUCCCAUGUUCACCUUCGGAGAAGUGCUGAUGGCCAUCUUUGCCGCUGAGCUCACGGACGGGUCUCUGAUGGCAGUCACAGACUGCUUUCGUCUCUGAACUGCCGGCAUGGAGCCCUUUCCUAGCGAGCAAUGGAAACUUUGGGGGCCAGACUUUGCCCUCUGUGUGGGAUUAGGACCUGGUAUAGUUUUCGGCACCCUUCCAGAAGCUAUUUGAAUUGUUCUAACCCUGAAAGGGGCUGUGGGAAACGUGGGACAGUGGGUCCCUUGUGUUUGAGCACCCUGAGAGAGAAGACUGAGGAGAACAUGCAUCUUACGGCUCUCAAGGAUUUAGAUCUCAAAAUUUACAGGGAAACAUGCCAGGCCAGUCCCAACCUGGGUAUUUUGGUCGCAGUAACAAACCUCUCAAGGUUCAUGUUUGAAUCUUUCUAUUCUGAAAUUCAAGACUUUUCCAGGUUUUAUAAUAUGAAUGCGUGUAUGUUUUGCUGCAGUUGUGAAUUUUCAUGUAGUCAUUGUUAGCAGUCUGGUUUUGAGCUGGGGUGGCUUCUGGGGUGGAGUAGAUGCUGCCUCAUCUUUGGGAUUCAUGUUCUGGAACCAUGUGACUACGAAGUCUUCUGGCCAUGCUCUCCUGUGGUUGCUUUGACAUUUCCCUGUGGCUUGCAGACAGGCCCCUGAUCCUUUUUACACAAAGAUGAUACUUUGCUGAAAUGUCAGAUGGAGCCAUUUGACUUCCUGACUCACUGGACGUGAAGUUUAGAAACCAACUGUAGUUUUAUUCCAAGUCACUUUGCCCUUUAUUGCUUCUUUAAACAUUUAGAUUUGGCUACAGGUAACAAUUUUCAGAGUAUGGUGACUUAAGAUAGUUUAAUCAUCCCAAUGUGCACUUUUAAUAAGGAUUCAUGGCUUGGAGGGAUUUUUCCAGCAAUUUUGCUGAUUUGUUUAUAAUUUGUGUGUGUGUGUGUGUGUGUGUAUUUGCUUAACUUAUAUUUAACAUGGAAACUAAGUUUAUAUGACUGGGUAUCUAUCAUGCAGGAACAUUGAAACACAAUAAAGAUGUAUUUUUAUAAA